Molecule: messenger RNA, 6741 nt
Organism: Recurvomyces mirabilis
Lineage: Eukaryota; Fungi; Ascomycota; Dothideomycetes; Mycosphaerellales; Teratosphaeriaceae
Exons: 2
Coding region: 1-6741 (2246 amino acids)
Biological process (GO): protein deubiquitination
Cellular component (GO): cytosol; nucleus
Molecular function (GO): cysteine-type deubiquitinase activity
Source: RefSeq, a predicted model, not a curated record
AUGGCUCAAACAUGCUCUCCUCGAGAUCAUGGGGUCGAUGCCAACUCUGAGGUCUCGCGGAAGCGCGCAAGGCUGACGGACUCGCCAACAUCUAACGACGAUAUCCCAAUAGAAGCAUUAGAGCCCGAAUGUAUUACUCCCGACUACGGUGACGCUAUCGUGAUUGAGGGCGACGCUUUCUCAGACAUGGCCGACUCACACCAGAAUUCGCCGGGCCAGACUGCCUCUAGUGAGUGCCACAAAGCAGAACAACAACCUCAACAUUAUUGUAUGAAACCCGCUGACUUCGCACGCCGUCUUGAAGGUGCCCUGGAGCAGUAUCGCCAGGAAGUCUCGGGCACUGCGCAGCAAAUCAGCAAGGAUGAUUUCAACGCAAUCAUCGAUUGGCUUGAGAAGAACACGGAUGCUGCCGCGCAAGUCUUGCAUGAGAGCUUUCGCCAAGUCCGUGACCCAGCGGAGUGCAUGCUAGCGAUACUCAAUGGAGCAAUCUUCCCUCGCAUUCGUGAAAGGCAUCCGGGUGCGCUACCGCCAAACUUCCACACCUUGACCGUUAAGAUCGGCAUGGAGGCAACAGAGGUUCGCGCUACGACAAUGGACUACAGCCCCUCGGACUGCUACGCACUAUAUCGCAAAUUUGUGCAGGGCGAGCAAGAUAUGUUACUGGAACAGGACGCGAACAACGAGGCUGGCUUGGAAGAGCUUUGCCAAGGCGCUCCAGCUAUACGGACCCCUUUGCUGUAUUUUGCGUUUGCACUUCAGGCGGACAUGAAGUACAUCAUGAGUAGCAUCAUGGACAUUCGCCGACUUGGUGUUUUCAUGAUGUGUGCUCACUUAUUGCGAGUCUACCAUGGCUUCGUCGCGCGUGACAGCAUGCAUGAUAGUCAGCACGCUGUACCGCAAUAUGCCAUUCGGUUCAUCAAGGGCAACGACCUGAUCGGGUACAUUUUCGGUCCCGAGUCGCACGCCAGCAUCAUAUUGCACUGUCGCGAUAUAGUGUGCUUCCUCGCAGUCACCUCAACGAUCUCCAAUGAUGAACUCGAUGUGAUCUGGCGAACGGCCACAACCAGUGUGGAGGCUGAGUUUUCCAAAUCCUCAUACAGCAUACUGGAACAGACAUGCACACAUCUGGGACUUGAUAACCUUCUGCAUUUGGCCGAGCUGUAUACGACCACGCCUGUCGACAGGAUCAUGGAGCCUCUUGCCGCUGCAUGCUUAACCCAGAUCUUCAGGAAAAUACACGAACACAUAGACACAGCCGACGACGCUGCUCGGGAGACCCCUUCAAUGACCAUCACCCGGACUGCAAUACAUUUUCUGCAGAUUCUCCAUCAAGCUCCGCCUUCUGAGCCGAUCAUUGAGCUGCAGCAGAUUGUCACAGCGGAGAUCAAUUUCGCGGCGCACUAUCCUUCGGACUGGAGAUUGAGCCUAUACGAGUGGUGCUUACCUGCAAUCCUGGAGAAGACCAAAGCAGCGACAGCUGUCUACACUACACUGGGUGUCAUGCUUCGGGCCGUGGAGACUUCUGACGAGGCUAAUGUCGUGCUCGAGAAGCUCCCAGCAAGCGUCGCGGUCGCAGGCUUACGAGAAUACGUGGAGGAUCCGAUCUCGCGUUCGAAUGAAAUUGACUUCGAGCUGGGCUUGCGAGUUCGAUUGGGCGUCGUGCUUCUCCUUCUUGGUUUCGCACCAGAAGCUGAACUUGAUCGGCACGAGAAUACCUUGUUCGACACUAUGCUGGGCGAGUGCGCGCUAGACAACCAUCUUCGCAAUGUUGCUUGGCAGGAGCUGACUACACUCACGCAUUCACUAAGGCACGCUCGGGCGGCUGAAAGACUACUGAAGCAUUAUCUCGAUACUACUGUAUCGGUGAUGCCCGCCGAGUUUGCAACACCAAUGCUAAUUGAUCUCAUGUCAUGCAACCUGAAGGAGAUGAUCCGGCGUAGUAUCGUGUCAGACCCCGAAUCGAGCCCACUAGAUCAGCCACUCUGGAAGGCUUUAGUCCGUUUCGCGGUACACGUUCCUGUCGAAGAUGCCUCGAAAGCCGCCAUGGAGGCAAUCUGUGACCUGCUUUUUGUCUGGCCAAUGAAAGGUGGAGCGAAGGACACAUUGGCUCAAUGUCAUGUACGCUUCGUUGGGGACUACGUCGACUGGCUGUGCGCCACCUACAUGGACACAACACACUUGGAUGCUGCAAGGCAGGCAAUGGGCUUUCGACAGGCUCUGCGGGUACUUACCAUGGUCUUGCGCAAAAGCAGGACCGUUCAACCUGCUGCACAACUGUUGGCGCCUAUGGCACAAAUAUCUCUGGAUGGCAGCGUUUCAGAUGCAGACGCCCUAUGCUUCACCGUUCAGACAUGCUCGCCUCAAUCUCGACCGCGGGUCACCGACGUAAGGGCGAAUGGUGGGACCACCGCCAGGCAGCUGUUGGAUGCUUUGCCGGAGGUCACGGCGGCUGCCGCAAGCAUCAAGGUCAUCAUCUCUGGUCAACAAAUCGACCUUGAAGCUGCUGGGCGUAGAACUCUGUCUGAACUUGGUCUUACAGCUACAGGUUCGAUCAUGAUCUGCCCCACAUAUGAUUUCGAUUGCAAUCUUGAUGCAGUGUUGACAGUGUCAGGUCCGAUUGAACAAGAGCUACUCGCACAAUACGAUCGCAUCGAGCCUUUCCUGGAUGGCUCGGUAGAGUUUGCAAACUGCACAUUCGACUUCCUCAAGAGGCUCCGGGCGUCAAAGAGGACGCGCGCUCGUGUCUGCGCAGCUGACGCUACCGUGGAUCAGCUCUUUCCUCACUUAAGACCUCUGAGGGUGUCGCAUUCUGCUCAAGUGCUGCAUGACACGUUGCAAGCUUAUAUGAAGCUCGGCGUCGCGGACGAAACAUUUAUUACUCGCAGUAUCCGCCUACUAGCUGCGUACGUGAUCGACCCACGGCGUGACACGGACUACGAUGCUCUGCCGCGAGUUUCUGCCUGUCUAUUUGCCUUCCUCAAUGAGAAGUCAAAGGCUAAUCGGACGCCCUGUCUGGAGGAUGGCACACUGUUCAGCACCCGGAUGAUCGAAGUCAUUAAUCGAAGGCUGCUGUUUGUCAAGGCGGAUGACGAACCCAGCGCUUUGGUACACAACAGUCAGCUUGUUUCAUCGCUGUACAAAUCUGUCAUCCAGGCCUGCAGGAUCGACGCCCAAAUUUGGACCAGUCUUGCGGCUCACGCUGGGUUCGCGGCUCUACACACCUCAUUGUGGCUGCAUGCAGUUGGUGAUCUAUCACGAAUGGUCAUUCAGGCUGCCAGUAACUUUUGCCUUGGCUCCGAAGCGCCCAAUGCAGCCAAGAACGACUACUGGAGAGCAGUACUGGUCACACUUCCGUCGGCACUGCACGCAGACGUCAACAGAUCAGCAUUCUUCGGUCUCGCUGUUAACCUACUGAACAAGAGUGACGCCAUCCGAUCCUCAGAAGAUGCUGCCAGAGCGCUAAUUACGGACGUGACAAGUUGUCUCGCAACAUACGAGCACACCGAAGCACCAACGCACCCUAUCCCAGACGAGGCGGUCAUUGGCAUGCUGCAGAUACUCGGAUGUGCCAUCGUGGUCCUAAAGAGCUUUAAGAAGCGUCUGAAUCUCGAGGACGUUGGCGCAACCUUGUUCGACACACUGCUGUUCCCACCGCCUGAAUCAGUUUCACAGCCUGUGUUGGCUGAACAGACACGCGGAUUGCUUUACGACGCGAUCAAAGCAACGGUCGAGACUCCACAAGACUACGCUCGACUUGCCCAGAAGUCUGUCGAGGUUAUUCGAACACUGGGCGAGAACUACAACGAACACUUUCCAGACAUGAAUGGUUGGCACCGAGAGUACGACUUACCAGCCGGCUUGACCAAUCUCAGUAUGACCUGCUACAUGAAUUCUUUACUCCAACAGCUCUUCGCCAAUAUCGCCUUUCGCAAGUUCGUCCUUAACAUCCCCGUCGUGGAGACGCUCAAGCAGCCUUUGCUCGAGGCUGUCCAGAGCCUGUUCGCUAACAUGCAAAGUGGUUCCGUGCCUUGUGUGGCAACGCAGCACCUGGUAAGUGUUCUUGGCGCAAAUCCGAAUACGCAGGAAGACGUACAUUAUUUUUAUGCAAAGCUGCUUGCGCAACUGGAGCAAGAGCUACCGAGCGAAGACUACAAAGAGACACUCUCGACCUUCUUCACCGGCAAAUUCGUAACGCAGAUCAAAGGCGAAUGUGGCCAUAUCUCCUCAACGUCCGAGGACUUCACGGAUGUGCCGAUCACUGUGAAAAACAAAGCAAACCUGACAGAAGGCUUGCAAGAGUUUGUGCAAGGCGAGCCCAUGCAAGGCGCUAACAAGUACCGGUGCAUGACAUGCAGCCCUGACGACGGCGGGCGACUCGUCAAUGCUAUGAAGCGUUCAUGCUUGGAAAAGACGCCGGACAAUGUCACAUUCUGUUUGAAGCGUUUUGCGUACGAGUCGUACGACUCACAGCAAGCGAAAGUGAACGAUCGUUUCGAGUUCCCACCUCAGAUCGAUCUGGCAUCAUAUCGAUUGGAGAGCCUCGAUGGAAAGCAACCACAUAGCGAACCAGAUAUGUUCGAUCUUGUCGGGGUUGUGGUGCAUCAGGGAGCGCUGGACUAUGGUCACUAUUGGUCCUACGUAAGGAUUCGAAAUUCUGCCGAUCCACCAACUUGGAUGAAGAUUGAGGAUAACAUCGCCAAACGUUGCGAGAAUCUUGAGCAGAUGCUUCGAGAAUGCUACGGUGGAUUGCGCACCUUCAAAGGCUCUGAAAAGGAUGACAAUGCUUACAUGCUGUUCUACCAACGCCGUUCUCGCAGACUCGAAGACAUGAGUCUGCUGAAGCAGGCUCGCGUGUCUCGCAGACUACUUCGAGAGCUGUUGCCGCACGUCGAGAUGCCAACAAAGAUGACCCAGGACAUUGCCACAUAUGCUGCAUGGCGAUGGAGGAUGGGGCAUGUGUAUUCGCCGCAGUUUGCACAAUUUGUUGAAUGGCUCCUUGGCACUUCUGGGAGACUGCCAUCUGCUUCACAGGCAGCCAUUGACGUCCAAGACACCACGAGCAAUGAGCUGGAGCUGCAACAAGUGGAUCAGCAAGACGCCGAACUGCUCAACACAUUGUCAGAGCUAGCUGCUCGUUAUCUGCUACGUGUCUGUCUGAGAGACAUGAAUACGGCUUCGAGGACGGCCGCACUACUGCGGCUCGUCGAGCAUGAGAAGCUUGCGAACAGCACGCGUGAAUCAUUCGUGGCACGACUGGUCACGCAUAUGUCCAACGAUCCUGCUUUCGUGGCUGCAAUCUGGAUGACACCUCGCGCCGCCUUUCGUCGACCGGUGUCUCGCUUCCUCGCCACUUGUCUGCGCCGGUGGGGUGACGUUGGCAUUCAUGACGAGUUCAGGCCAUCUGAUGAGACUAUCGCAAAGCUCAUCGCGGCUCACGACAGCGUUCAUCUCGACAGAAUACACAACCUCUGGACUGAUUGGUUCGAAUUCAUGUCCCUUGCCAACCUUGCGCGCAGCGUAAUGGAAGCUGGCAUUUUCGACACCGUUUUUGAAGUGCUCUAUAUCGAGGUCUGCCCACCAGAAAUCCAGGCCAGAUAUCCUAACAUGAUCCUGGCCAUGAAGAAGGAAACUCUCAAUCUGACACCGCUUUUCAGCUUCCUCUAUGAAUUCCUUCGGAAACACGUGGAUCUCCAUGACUCGGGCUCAACAGUCAGCUAUACUGAGCACGAGGGCAUCUUCUACCUCGGGCAACGAGAUGUGGAAAACCUAUACCGAUGUCGACCUGGCACCACUGAGAAUUGCGAUUGGUGGUUGCUUGAUAUCGCGCUGAAGUAUACCGUCGUACCAGCUAACAGCGACUUGGUCAUGUUCUCACCGGGCAAGCUCUAUGGUCAUUUACUGAAAAGACCACCUCUGGAAUUCCUGAAACAAGAGCUUGACCUGAGGCUCAUACACACUCUGGUCGACCGCUUCGGCACUGAGCAGCACAAGCUGCUGCCCUUGCUGAGCAUGCUUCUGAACCACUGUUGCUCGCACGGCAACCAGAGUAGGGACAUGGUCGUGCAGCUGAGCAAGGAGAUGAUCGAGUGGCUCGACGCCUACGGCAUUGAGAUAGUACGCAGUUUCGGCGAGUGUGCCAAAAUUGCGCGCCUAUCUGCGCUCGAAGGUAUGUGCGAAUGGGUCCCGGCUUACUUGGUGUGUAACAAACCCCAAGUACGCGAGGCCACCAGAGCGCUGUUGGACGAGCAUAUGUUCCUGGAUCCGCAACCCAAUCCUGAAGAGACACCUGCUCGGAUCCGAUUAGCUCGUACUAUGACGAGCAAACUCGCGCCAUUUCUCCGCACGUCAUACCAGGAUGGCUCACGUAGGAAAUGUAUCCUGGAUGUCUUCGCGAUUGCACAGGUAACACUGCGAUGGCUGAAGGCGCUGCAUCGCGAAAUGGAGAAUGUUAGCAAGUUCACGCCACCCGAAAAGCUUAAAUUGAGCCCCAAGACCCUCGUUGAGUGCGAAGAGUCGAAGAGCGCUAUUGCCAGCCUCGAGCAGCUUUUCGACGAUUUGAAGGAGUGGGAGGUGGUCACCAGUCUUGUGACGAACGAGGAGACGGCACCGGAGGAUCUCCCAUCAUUGGGGGAGUCGCCAACGAAGACGACGCAUGUGAAGUAUGACAAGGAAGUUGAUGAGGACGAGGAUGAUGAUGAGGAUCCGCCGAGCGAUGAUAGUGCGUUUGGGGGUGAGGAUUAG